UUAUGCAUCCGAAUGCCAAUCUCUGCAGGAGGAGGUUCAAAUGCAACUGUUUGAGAACAUGGGCGAAUACGGCUACGAGCAACUGGUUAUGUGUUCCGAUCCCGCCUCCGGGCUUAAGGCGAUAAUUGCUAUUCACGAUACUACCCUGGGUCCGGCUUGCGGUGGCACGAGGAUUUGGCCCUACGCCACCGAAAAAGAGGCCAUACAGGACGCCUUGCGCCUGGGGCGAGCCAUGACCUACAAGUCGGCCACGGCCGGGCUUUCCCUGGGCGGAGGAAAGGGCGUAAUAAUCGCUGACCCCAACACUCAAAAGACCGAGGCGCUGCUCCGGGCCUACGGGCGGUUUGUCGACACUCUGGGUGGCCGCUAUCUGACCACGACCGACGUUGGCAGCACGGGUCGGGACCUGGAGUUUAUUAGCCAGGAAACGGAAUACGUGGUGGGAUUGCCCAUUCCGCUGGGCGGCAGCGGCGAUACCUCUAUCAUGACCGGCCUCGGGGUUUACAUGGGAAUGAAGGCUUGCGCCCGGCAAACCUGGGGUAGCGACUCCCUAAGGGGCAAGCGGGUGGCGAUGCAGGGCUUCGGCAAGGUGGCCUACCACACUGCUCAGCACCUGCUUGAAGAGGACGCUGAACUUUUCGUAACCGAUGUUUACGACGGGGCCCUGAACAAAGCACGAGAUAUGGGGGUCGAGGUCGUUUCAACGGAUGAUAUCUACAACAUCCCUUGCGACAUUUUCUCUCCCUGCGCCUUGGGUGGUGUUUUGAAUGGUGACACGAUUCCCAGGCUGUCCUGUCAGAUCGUGGCCGGCGGGGCCAACAACCAGUUGUUGACCGAUGCCGACGGAGAAGACCUGCACCGGCGAGGCAUUCUUUACGCACCCGAUUACCUGAUCAACGCUGGAGGCAUCAUAAAUGUUUCCGCCGAGGUCGGUAUGGCCUACAGCCCGGAUGUGGCCAGGGAAAAGACGGAACGCAUCUACGAGAUUAUGGAGCAGGUGAUUCACACUUCCAGGAGGGAGGAAAUUCCUACCUUCAUGGCUGCCGACCGACUGGCGGAAGACAGGCUGGCCUCGGUGCGCGGCGUAAGGCACAUGCGCCGGGCCCGAUAG
Messenger RNA from Geodia barretti, 1111 nucleotides. NCBI's taxonomy places the organism in Eukaryota, Metazoa, Porifera, Demospongiae, Tetractinellida, Geodiidae. The record is from the annotation of a GenBank genome assembly.